AUGUUUGCUAGGGCACUACGUGCAGAAACGCGGAGUCGCGCAAGAGAUGAUACUAGGAGAGUUCAUAAGUCAACGGAAAAGGUUCAAAGGUGGGAAAAGAAGUGGGUUCCCGUCAAAGACACGUCCAUGCUGAUCUACAAGUGGGUGCCAAUUGCUGAAGAUGAGCACGCGCAGCCAAAGAAGAGCGGAUUUGCUCGAGCUCAAGCCAACGUUCUUGCUCCGACCGGUGGAAGUAUAAUAACAAUGUCGUCUUGCCCUCCUGAGCUGCGAACGGUGGAGUCCGCCCCAAGUGAAAGUACUCCUGCCGAUAGGGUACCCAAAAUAGAAACGCCCGGCGAAAUAAGCAACGACGCAAAAGACGGCCUGACAGUCGACACACCCGUCGACCUCACGGCGUGA
Hydatigera taeniaeformis is the source of this 399-nucleotide messenger RNA. The record is from the annotation of a GenBank genome assembly. NCBI's taxonomy places the organism in Eukaryota, Metazoa, Platyhelminthes, Cestoda, Cyclophyllidea, Taeniidae.